Messenger RNA from Rhineura floridana, 12444 nucleotides. It is a transcript of the gene BCL11B, whose product is annotated as BCL11 transcription factor B. Gene Ontology annotation, biological process: positive regulation of transcription by RNA polymerase II. Gene Ontology annotation, molecular function: DNA-binding transcription factor activity; RNA polymerase II cis-regulatory region sequence-specific DNA binding. The transcript has 4 exons. Gene Ontology annotation, cellular component: nucleus. Bases 872 to 3514 code for a protein of 880 amino acids. The record is from RefSeq and is a predicted model, not a curated record. Lineage: Eukaryota; Metazoa; Chordata; Lepidosauria; Squamata; Rhineuridae.
GCCAUAGAGAGACAGAGCGCUCCCAGGGAACCAGGACUCCGCCAUCUUCACAUUGCAAUAUAUCUGCUAGUAAUAGCCAGCACUAACCCAGAAGCACUGGGGGGCUUCCUUCCUAGCAAGACCCUGUGCCAAGCGAGGGGAGGGGGGGAGCCAGUGGCAAAGUGGUGCGAGCAAAGCCAAGCCAAAAGAAAAAAAAUACAGCAACAAAAAACCAACCCAGUGGCACUUGAACUGGCAAAGAGGAGACACAGUUUGGGCUACCCCCUUUUUUAAAAAAGAGAGAGAAUUCUAAUUAACCCAGCAAGGGCAAUUUUUUCCCUGCAUUUUUCUCUGCGUGUGGGCAAAUUCCAAUUUUUCUACGUUUGCGCGAGCCUGUCUGCAUAUAAUCCAAUUUUUCUUUUUUUCUUCUUUUAAAAGAAAAUCCUCCUGGUGGAAGAAGUGCACUUCGCUUUCCCCCCCUUAUUUUCUCUUUCCCCCCUCCCGCCUAAGCACUCUGGAAAAAUAAAAAGUGUCAGCGCUUGGUGAGGGGGGUGGGUGGGAGACCAUCCUUCUCUCCUGAAGUUCAAGAAAAGACCUGGAAGCGGUGGAAAGGAAAAACACAACACAACAGUUGUCUCGCGAAAAUAAAAGCAAGACUCCCCCCUCCUCUUCCGAUGAUGAUUUUUUUAAUUGAAGGAAGAAUCUCAUCUUGAGUGCGCCACGGGGGGGUUGGAACAGUUUUUCCCCUCUUUUUAAAAAAAGAAGAGAACCAUCAAGAAGAAAAUAGAAGAACACGAGGAAGAAGAAGAUCGCUCCCCUCCUCCUCCUCCAACCCGAUUCCCCCCUACCCAAGUCCAGCUCUCCGGGCGAUGACCGUGUAAAUGCCAGGGCAAUGUCCCGUCGCAAGCAGGGGAAUCCGCAGCACUUAUCACAAAGGGAAAUUAUCACGCCAGAGGCUGAACAUGUGGAAACGGCCAUCGCCCACGAGGAUGACACCCUAGCGGUAGGAGAGCCGGUUGGGCUCAGCAUUACAGCGGGUGGAGCAGACCCCGACCUAUUAACCUGUGGACAGUGUCAGAUGAACUUCCCCCUGGGAGACAUCUUGGUUUUUAUAGAGCACAAGAAGAAGCAGUGCAAUGGUGCUGGCGGUGCCUGCUAUGAAAAGAACCUGGAUAAGGGCAGCCCUCCGCCAUCCUCACGCUCCGAGCUCAGGAAAGUGUCAGAGCCAGUGGAAAUCGGGAUCCAAGUCACGCCUGACGAAGAAGACCGUCUCCUCACGCCUACGAAAGGAAUUUGCCCCAAGCUGGAGAACGUUGCAGGGCCGUCCAGGCCUGCAAAGCUGCCGGCGGCCUCCAUAACUGCCUUCUCCCACCCUCACACAUCAGUGAUCGCACCACCACCUCUCCGUGCUCUGACCUCAAUCCCGCCCUGCCUGAGCCUGCCCUGCUGUGGUGCGCGUGCAGUCUCAGUUGGCGGGUCUCAGACUGAGACAGGCACAUUUGGAUGUCAUUGUCAGUUGUCAGGUAAAGAUGAGCCUUCAAGCUAUAUUUGCACAACAUGCAAGCACCCUUUUAAUAGCGCUUGGUUCUUGCUUCAGCAUGCUCAGAACACACAUGGAUUCCGCAUCUACCUGGAAACAAGCCCUUCAAACAGCUCCCUUACUCCACGCAUCACCAUCCCUCCUCCUCUGGGACCCGAGACUGUUGCACAGUCCCCGCUGAUGAAUUUCCUUGGUGACAACAACCCUUUUAGUCUCUUAAGAAUGACAGGUCCCAUCCUGCGUGAUCACCCUGGCUUUGGCGAAGGUCGGCUCCCCAACACGCCUCCCCUCUUCAGCCCACCACCUCGUCACCAUCUGGAUCCGCAUCGCCUUAGUGCCGAAGAAAUGGGGUUAGUUGCCCAGCAUCCCAGUGCCUUUGACAGAGUCAUGCGUUUAAACCCCAUGGCAAUUGAGUCGCCAGCGAUGGAUUUCUCCAGAAGGCUUCGAGAACUGGCAGGGAACAACUCCACCCCUCCACCAGUUUCUCCUAAUCGCAGCAACCCUAUGCAUCGCUUGUUGAAUCCUUUCCAGCCAAGCCCUAAGUCUCCUUUUUUGAGCACCCCGCCAUUGCCACCGAUGCCCCCAAGCAGCACCACGCCUCCCCAGCCUCAGGCUAAAAGUAAGUCCUGUGAAUUUUGUGGGAAAACAUUCAAGUUCCAGAGCAAUCUCAUUGUCCACCGGCGUAGUCACACAGGAGAGAAGCCCUAUAAAUGCCAGCUCUGCGACCAUGCUUGUUCCCAAGCCAGCAAGCUAAAACGCCAUAUGAAAACACAUAUGCACAAAGCUGGGUCCAUGACAGGGAGGUCGGAUGAUGGACUAUCUGCUACGAGCUCCCCUGAGCCUGGCACAAGUGAGCUCACUGGAGAGGGACUAAAGUCUAGUGAGGCAGACUUCAGGAAUGAGAGUGAUCCAUCUCUAGGCCAUGACAAUGAAGAAGAGGAGGAAGAGGAAGAGGAGGAGGAAGAGCUGGAAAAUGAAAGUAGGCCUGAGUCGAGCUUCAGCAUGGACUCGGAGCUGAGUCGUAACCGAGAGAAUGGUUCCAAAUCACUGCCAGAUGAAAAAUCCCUUGUUCUAGGAAAAGUGAUAGAGAAUGUUAGCCUUGGUACCAUCCAACAAUACAGUGACAUGUUGGCUGAAAAGCAGAAAAGGGGUGGCUUCCUGAAAAGGUCUUCUGAUCAGCGAGAUCUCUGCCCCCGAGACCUUUGUCAGAGAGACACAGGUGACGAAGACUCGGUAGCUGGAGAACUUGACCGUACUGAGGAAGGGACAGUCAACGGGAGGAAUUUUGGUCCAGGUGAACCCUUUCCCGGCCUGUUCCCUCGCAAGCCUACCCCCAUCACAAGCCCCAAUUUAAAUAACUCCUCAAAAAGAAUAAAGAUAGAGAAAGAUUUGGACUUGCCACCAGCAACAAUAAUACCUUCUGAAAAUGUUUACUCACAGUGGCUGGUAGGAUAUGCAGCAUCAAGGCACUUCAUGAAGGAUCCGUUUCUAGGAUUCACAGACUCCCGACAAUCCCCCUUUGCAACUUCUUCUGAGCAUUCCUCAGAGAACGGAAGCCUGCGUUUCUCCACUCCACCAGGUGAUAUGCUGGAUGGCGGUCUCUCAGGGCGCAGUGGGACAGCAAGCGGAGGCAGCACGCCCCAUAUCAGUGGACCUGGCCCCGGUCGACCCAGUUCAAAGGAAGGACGGCGGAGCGAUACAUGCGAGUACUGUGGCAAGGUCUUUAAGAACUGCAGUAACUUAACGGUGCAUCGGCGGAGCCACACAGGAGAGCGGCCUUACAAAUGUGAGCUCUGCAACUAUGCAUGUGCCCAGAGCAGUAAGCUGACACGUCAUAUGAAAACACAUGGCCAGAUAGGGAAGGAGGUCUACCGCUGCGACAUUUGCCAGAUGCCCUUCAGUGUUUACAGCACCCUGGAGAAACACAUGAAAAAGUGGCAUGGCGAACAUUUGCUGACAAAUGAUGUCAAAAUUGAGCAGGCAGAAAGAAGCUAAGGCCCCUGCUGGGUUAAAAUUAGGGGUCUAGGUAACAUUUAAAUUGUACAGUUUAACUAUUGCCAACUGAGAAAAGCUGACCUAACUUGCCUCCAAAAACAUAAUUUAGCAUAACUAUGGCAGGUGCCAGAAUUUGGCACUUAAAUAUAACCUGUGUCUACAAAGUUUUAUUAAACAUGAGGAUUGGUUAAGGCAGUAAAAAUUGUGAAGCCUUUUAACUGUGCAAUAAUUUCUGUAUUUAUUGGGUUAUUUUGUAUUAAUUUUUUUUUGGCAUGUGCAGGUACUUUUUUUUAAAAAAAUACAUUUUUUCUUGUUUUAGAUUUCCUUUAAAAUUUUGUUGGGUAUCCCAUUCUAAUUUUCCCCAGUAGUAACCUGAGAUUAUUUGCAUUACAGGGGGAGAUACAUAUCAAUUUAAAUUAUAAUUUUAGAGGGCCGCUGCUUUGUUGAAUCUUAUGCUAAGCAUGUGUAAUUUCUUGUGAAGAAGCCAGCAUUUUAAGUAAUAAUUUUUCUUCUUGCUCUUUCUCAUUCUCUAUUUUUUUUGUUGUACUUUUUUUUAAAAAAAGAAAAAAGAAAUCAUUUAAAAAUUAGGAAAUAUAAACUUGUACGGCGGAUAACAAUCUUAAAAAUUGUAGCACUUUCUUUUGGAUUUGGAUCUAAUAUUUAGCACUGAUGAUGCCACUAAAAAGAGAGGCCUUUAAAAAAUUUUUUUAACAGACUUCCACAGUAGAAGUUGUGAGAGCUAAAAAGAAAUGGGCAAUUUUCCCCCCAAAGGCAGCUAUAUUUAUAAAAGCAAUAGCAAGAACUGUGCAUUAUUGGUAUGGAAUUCUACUAAUGACUUUUCACCUUUCUCCCAUUUUCUUUAAGUUCAUUAAAUAAAGAAGAUGUGAGAGCCCUUAGAGCUGCAUGUGUAGAUUUUGAAAAGCAUGACAGAAAGGAAACCAUGUGGCGUAUUGUUUUGGCCUUGUUAACAUCAGACAUUAUGCGCAUGAUAAUUGUAGUUAUCAGUUGAUUGACCUGAAUAUAUGAUACUGCUGUAACUGACCAUUCUAUAGCAAAUACAUUAGCGCCUUUUUUGGAGCAAGGUUGCAAUCCUAACCCCAUGUAGCUGGGAGUAAGCCCCGUUGAAUUCAAUACGACUUACUUCUGAGUAGACAUAGCUAGGAUUGUGCUGCAAGUGAUGCUAUGUAUUGAAUUUUAAUUUGUGCAUUAAGUGCACAUGCAUGUGUGUGUGUGUUCAUACACACGCACAAACACUCUGUGGCUAAAGGAUUAUUUUGAUUAGGGCUGAUGAAUCAAAUUAAACCUGCAUACAUUUGUAUAUGUAUGUUUUGAAGAAGAAAACAUAUGUUCUUUUUUUUGGAGGGGGUGGUACAUACAUACAUCACAGUUGGUGCUCAUCUUAGAAGAGGCAUUCCUUCUUGUGUGUAAAGGAAGGCAAAGAGAACCUGCUUUGCAUGCAAAAGGUCCAGGAUUCAGUCCCUGGCAUCUCCAGAGACAGCUAGGAAUGACCUCUGUCUGAAGUCCUGGAGAGUUGUUGCUAGUCAGUGUAGACAAUACUGAGCCAGAUGGAGUGACAGUACAAAGCAGCUUUCUUCCUAAGAGAGAAAUGCCUCUCCUAAUAUGGGGCCUGCUAUCUGAUCUUUUUUUUUUUAGGAAGUACUAGCAUUUUAAAAAAGGAAAGGAAAAUGUGUUCCCAGAUGCUUUUGUUGUUGUUGUUUUAUUGCAACCCUAGGCACACUUACCUGGGGAGUAAGCCCCAUUGAAGACAGAGACUUACUUUUGAAUAAAGGUGUUUAGGUUUGCAGUGCACAUAUAUUAAAGAGGGGUUUUAAUAUCACCAAUUAAUCCUUUAAAGUUUGAUAUAUUGUCAUACGAUCAGUUUUCUCAGGGUGUGCAUUUAUCACAUCAGGCAAUCAUACAACAAUGGGAGAGUUAAUCUUUGUUGAUGCACAUUAAACAGGGCACAUAAGCUUGCAUAAGAAUCUUUGCUGGGUGAACCAAGUUACUCUAAUAUCCUUUUGAAAGGAAGAGUCACAGCAUCUUAAGCCCUUGCAUCCUUACAUAUGUGUCACUCUGUCGGAUGCCAACUGGUUAGCUAGCUAAUAUAAUAAUUAAUACAUUUUUAUCAAGCUGAUAAACAGAGUUCCAGCAGGGUACCCAUGUUAGUCUGUGUAGCAAAAACUGAGAUUCUUGUACCACUACAAAUAAAAGGUAUUAUAUUAAGUUUGAAGGUGUUACGAGACUCAGCUGUUUUUACAUCAACAGAAUGUAAAACAAUGUGGUUUAAAAUAAUAGAAGAAGAAGACCAAAAGGAUGUCAGGUCCAGUUUCCCACCACAAGGCAGGACUAGCCACACAUCAGCCCAUCCCAAUCAACCUACAAAAUCCUCAUCCCAGUGUACCAUAAGAAGUAAUAAAUUGCAGUGAUGCUUGCAGAGCAGAUAGUGCCAGAUCACCCUACCAAGUGAGCCAAACUAUAUACUUCCCCAGGCUCAUUGAUCAAUGUGACCUUAUGGAAACUUCUACUCCAAUAACGGCAAUUUUGUGGGAUGGUUUCAGUGCAGACCUAGAAGAUAAAAGUGUUUUAGGCCCUGGGCUACAUUGUUUCCAAAAACCAAUUUCCUGCACCCUGGCAACAUGACUUCCAAUAUUUCUUUGAACCACUCAUGGGUUUCCACCACUUUUGAGGAACACUUUAGCACUAUUCAGGUAUUGUUCUCCGUACACUCGUAGUCAUAUAGAGACAGAAAGAAAGGCCAAACUUGCUGGCCUGGCCAUUGUGUCCCCUGCUGUCCCACUACCACUUCUCCACCAUCUUCAUACAUUGGGGAAAUACCUGUAGAGGGGAGCAUACUCUACAAACACAGUUUCCCCCUGUGAUGUAGAACCCUGAUCAUACUGAGUUCCAAAUCAUGGGAGAUCUUUUGCUCAUUCAGCAGGAUCCCCUCUACAGACAUGCUCCCCUACACAUGGACACAGAGCUGAUGUGAGAGUAGGGAAAAGAGCUCAUCUUUUAGAUACAUCUGUCUUUCAAAUGACAACCGAUUUAAAAAUGAGAGUACAUGUUCAGGAACUGUGACUUGCUCAAUAUUCCAAGGGACACGAACUGUUAUAAUACACACACACAAUCAUGGUUGCUCUACUAUUACUAAAGACAGGCCCAGUGCAGCCCACUGGCUACAUACAAUGGCCCACCAACAGCUUGAUAUUUUUGGUUGCUUGCUGGGGUGUGAAAAUGGCAAUUCUCAAGGACCCAACAGGCCACCGUCCAUGGCUGGUGGGUGUGGUCAGCUUGGUGAAUCACAAUUCGUGCAGAUAUCUGUUUAAUGUUUAAUAGAUCGUGCUGAAGCAAAUGUGUUAGGUUGUUGACCACCACAAUCAUGGAAAUGCUUGUAAGGAAUAUUCCACACUUAAAAUUGGAAUCAGGAUAGGAUAAAACACACACUACUGCAUAUUUGUCUACCGCACAACAUGAAUUUGUACAAUGCUAUACAAAUACAGUUUACUUACUUCACAGUAGCUUGCUUACUUCACAGUUGUGAGACAGGCCAUUGUCUAAGACUUCCAUAUAUACCAAUUGUUUAAACUGCACUCUCACAAAAGCAAAAGUGAUAGUUACAUCUGUUAUAAAAGGGUCGAGUGCUAGGCUAGACAUUGAGGCAUUUUGCUAAUAAAAUGAAAAUAUUGUCUCACAUAAUGCACAAUUAUGUUAUAAAUAAAAUAGGCCAAACUCUGCAGGCUGCUCCCCUUUUAGAAUAGUGCUGUUAAAGUAACAUGUAAGUCUUUGGGAACUGCAGCCUUUUAAAAAGGUACUGAAAUGAAAAGGCACACAACUUCAACAAACUCCUUACAUUUCGAAUUGCAGAAUUUGAGUUCCUUAAACAAAGUUUAUAUUUGUUUAAAAACAGCAGCAGCAACAAUGCUCACCAUUUGUUGAAUUAAAAACUUAAAAUUUGACAUUCUAAGUGAUUUUUUUAAAGAAUAUUAUUGGUUAAUUAUUUUGAAAUUAAUUUUUGUAACUUCAUUUGCCCAAUCCAGUCAUGUUUUAUAUUUUGUUUAGGGUUACUACGUGUCAUUUGUUUAUACUAUAUCUCUUAUUCCAGCAUGUUGCAUCUCACAUAGAGCAGAAAAGAAAGACUUUACUGGGAGUGCUAAAAGCCCUUGUUACUGAAGUCGCCAGAUCACUUCAGUGUUAUAUCUCUUUGAAGCUGUUACUUGGCAGCCUUUUCAUACUGAACCUUCUUAUGGCAAAUGAUUGGAUUAAUCCCUUUAUGGUCAGUGUUAAGGCUCAUAUAGAUCUGUAGCUUACAGCGUUUGUUCGGUUAAUGGAAUAGGAACCCAAUGAAGGCAAAAUAUUGUUCUUUAAACUUCAAUAACCCGCUCUACUUUUCUGUUAUUUAGUCUCAUUUUACUUAAAGUGUGGGUUGGAUCUCCUGAGAGAAGCAUAAACCUCUAGAAAUAGAGACCCAAACUCCUCUCUGCCAAUCUCCUCCUCCCAGCUCAGUUUCUGUAUGUUGACUGGACUACAAAGUCUCAUGUCACAUCCACACCAUACAUUUAAAACACAUGGCUUCCUCUAAAGAAUCCUGGGAACUGUAGUUUGUUAAGGAUGCUGGGAAAUGUAGCUCUGAGAGGGGUAAAUUACAGUGCCCAGGAUUAUUUAGGGGAAGCCAUGUAUUUUAAAUGUGCUUUAAAUGUACGUUGUGGAUGUGACUUAAGCUGUAUUUUUCUUUAUUUGGUGUUGUAUUGUUUGACAGGACUAUCGAACAAUGGGGCACCUCAUGGGCUUUUGGCUUCCAUAAAUACAUCUCAUGUGAGCAUACCAUGAGUCCAUAUGGCUCAAAUCCUUUCUUUUUCUUUUAAUAUUACAGAUCAGAAUAGUUGCCCUCACCUAAAUUGCCCAUCUUUCUUUUGCAUCUUUGUUAAUCUAGGGAAGGCCCAUAUCACAUGACCUUGGGAGGUUUUCUAGAGCAUAAUAAUUUGGAUUCCCCUGAUUUAGUCUGUCAAGACAGUGGACAAUGUAAAAGUCAUACAUUUUGAUUCUGUUGACCCGCACUUUAAAACUUUUUGUUUGCAUUCAAGACCAGCGGCUUCUGAACAAGAAAUUACAGCAUCUUUUGUCUUUGCUUGGCCCAGAGAUGGGUGAAACUGUUAAGGGGGACAUCUGAGAUUAAGUGUCAGUGUUGCUAAGCGUGGCAUUCACAAUACUGGCACUAUAAAGAAAAAAUAAUAAUUUAUUGGACAGUUUUUCUACUGCCAUUCAAUUUGAUGUGAGUGCCUUGAAAACUGAUCUUCCUAUUUGUGUCUCUUGAGACAAAUGCAAACAUUUUUGUGAAAUGAAAAGACUUUUAAAAAAUGGUAGAACAAGAAAAGUAUGUUCUUUAGGGUUUAAAAAACAAACAAAAGAGCCACAUUUACUUUUUAAAAAAUCCUGGUUGAAGAUAGUGGACAUGAAAAUGCCAUAAGACCCAAUCAAAUGAAGAUGUAUAUCCAGCACAACUUCGGACAUCCAUUUGCUGAAUUGUUCUCAGCCUCUCUCUUUUUUUUCAGGACAACGCUGCUUAGGAAAUGGAAUGGAAAUGAUUUACUGCUGAAUUAAAACUCAAAUGACACAAUUGCAAGUUGUUAUCAUUGAAUGAAAAAAAUUCAGGAACAACGGCUAAUUUUUUUAAAAGUUAAAUUUAGUGCACUCUGUCUUAAAAUACGUUUACAGUAUUGAAUACAUACAAGGGUAAAAAAAUUGUGUGUAUGUGUGUUUGAGCAAUCUCUUCUUUUUUUUCCAAAGUUUGCUUAAUAGGUUAUUAAAAAUGCCAUAAUGGCCAUGUGUAUAUUGUUUUCUUUUGGUGAUGGGGUUUUAGUAUAUAUUAUAUAUAUUAAAAUUUCUUGAUUACUGUAAAAGUGGACCAGUAUUUGUAAUAAUGGAGAAUGCCUGGGCAUUUUACAAAACCAGAAAGAAAAAAAAAAGUUUCUCUUUUUUCCUUGAAAAUGUUGCAGUAAAAUUUAAAUGGUGGGUCUAUAAAUUUGUUCUUGUCACUGUAACUGUAAAGUCUGAGUUUUAGUAAAUUUUUUUCUGCCUUGGGUGUUGAAUUUUUAUUUCAAGAAAAAUGUAUAGAAACUUGUAUUUGGGGAUUAAAAGGUGACUGCUACACCAUGUAGAAAAAGUAUGUAGAAAAAAAGUGCUUAAUAUUGUUAUUGCUUUGCAGAUUAAAAAAAAAAAAUCACAUUUCUGACCUGUACCUAUUUUUAUCUCCCUCCCCCCUCCCCAUAUCCCCCUCUUCUGGAAUGGAUAUUGAUAUUGGUUGAUUCAUAUAAUGUAGGCACUUGCUGUAUUUUUACUGGAACUUGUAAUUUUUUAACUGUACGCUUGUCCUUUUAAAGGGAUUUAAUGUACUUUUUUGUUAGUGAAUUUGGAAAUAAAAAUGAAAACAAACAAACAGGCUGCCAUAAUAUAUUUUUUUUAAUUUGGCAGGAUAAAAUAGUGCAAAAAAUUGUAUGUCAAGACCUUAUUGUACAGAAGGGAAAAAAAGGGUUGUUUAACGACCUGUGAGUAAAAGAAACUAAACAAUUACUAUUUUUAAUUAUGUGUUUUUGGAGGGGGUGUCAGGUUCUGUUUUUGAGUUGUUUUGUUCACAAUUUUAGUUGUGUGUAUGUAUAUAUACAUUUUUUUCUGUCAAAAAUAGCCUACAAAAAAAAAGUGCUGUUCCUUCAGGGCAGUAAUGACUUUGAAGCUGCCUGGACCCCUUGUAUCAAGGCCUGCCCAGGUAUAGUUGAAUUAGGAUGGAUGGCUGUUGCCUGUUAUUGUUAAAAUGAAAUUCAAUUUUUGUGAAGAUAUUUGACGUGACAUUCCACAGAUGCCCCUUUUUUUAGAGUCAGGGAAGUGGCUUUUUCCUGGCACAUGUAAGCCUUUACCCCCAAUGCACAAUACUGCACAUGUGUGCUUAAGAUACUCAGUGCUAUCAUUUUGACAGUGCUGACAUCUAUUGAGGGGUGAAUGGGCCUGUAUGCAGUCCUUGCACCAUCACUGGACAGGUGAUGUAGGCACUGUUAAUCCUCACUAUGUGCCAACUAUCAGUUAAAGGCAAUGUGUAUCUGGACUUGAGCCCACCUGAUCCUGCAAGGGUUUUUACCCAGUACAGCACAGCUACGCUUGAGUUGGGGCUUGGUCCUGGUCCUUGCUGGAUCAGGGCACCCAUCCAUUACCACCCCCUCCCGCACCCCCUUCACAGCCUUCAGAUGAAGCCUAAAAAGGGGAAAAGGAAGAAACAAGUGUUCUGUUGGUAUAACUGUUAAUUGGAUUGAAGUAAACAUUCGGGCCAGGCACAUCCCAUUUCUCUCCUCCCCCCCACUCCCUGUCAGAACGGGACCAUGUACAGGUUUUGCCAGUCUGUUCUGUCUGCUUUGCUGCUGUUGAUUCCUAAUUGUACAUUCCACACAUUUCUUAAAUAUUUGAAGGACUGGGAUGAAAUUCUGUGCCUUUGAGUUAAAUAACACACCUCCUACCCCAGUUAGGAUUACAUUUAAAUCCCGACUUCCCAUGCUUAGGAAUGUCCUGUUGAGUGUUUUUAUUAUCUUGAUUUCAAUACUUUUAUAAGAUGGGGCAAGGCACAAUGCUAGCAAUCAGUUUAAGGAAAGAGAAAGCAACAUGAGGAAUGAUUAAUAGAGUGUGAAGAAAUGGCAGUGAAAAAAGGAAAAACACAUAUACACAUAUGUCAAGUCAUAGAGCCAUUGCAAUGUCAGGUGAGGGGUGUGUUGGCAAAUAGAACUGGGCUAGCCAUUCCUCAUUCCAGCUCUUCAAAAUUAGGGAAAAGGUUAUGUUAAGACCUGUUGUGGAGCAAUCUCAUGUAUUCAUCAUGAACACCAGAGAAUCUGAAAGAGCAAUCUCAGCUUCUUACAGACACAUUCCACAAAACCUGCCUUCCCCUACCCUGGAGUAAAUCCUGGGAAUUCAUUGGAGAUGUUUUUAGUGAAAAUCAGACAUCGGAUUUUUAUUCUUUGGUGUCUGUUUUCUCCAAAACAAAAUUCCACAGUGAAGUGAAUUCACAUUUUAUAUUGUCUCGGUGAGCACGACACUUUUCAUCCUGGACAAACUAAGAUUUAAACCACCAGCAGCUGUCUUAUCGUGUGUCUUGAAUGGCUGAGAAAUCAACAUAAAGCACAAACGUUGUGUUUAGUGAAACCAUGAUAAUUCCUCCUCCUUCCUGCUUCUAAGAAUCCUGCUUUACAAGGCCAUAAGCACAAUAUGGCAGACAUGUCAUAGUUAUCACUGCUGUCAUAAUGAUUGUUACACUGCUAAUGUCAGCAACGUUAACUGUGUUAAGUCAGAAUUAUUCCAUACAGCAUACCCCUGCUCCACUUAAAAUCAAUGAUCAGAGCAUUUCUGGAGCAAUAGUUUUAACUUUUCUUUUUUACAAUGUGACAUGAAAAAUAGAAUUGUACAUGUCAGCAUUUCAUCCUAGUCCUGAUUAAAUACAAUCCAAGGUUUUGUUUUUCACAGGCAAACUCAUUUUAUGGUGCUCUUUGUAUUUUAGAACUGCAAAGCAAAGUAACGUUGACUUCAGUUGUUUGCAUUUGUAAUGGCAAGGCAAACUAUUUUUAUUACCUUUUUCUAUUAUUGUAUGAGCUUUUGUUGUUUACUUGGAGGUUUUGUCUUUUACUACAAGUUUGGAACUAUUUAUUAUUACUUGGUAUUUGUGCUCCAUUAAAAAAGAAAAAUGGGAGCACUUUUUUAUUAUGGAUAAAAAUGUUGAGAUGGCAGGAGGUCAUUUCAAUAUCACUUAGUGAAAUAUUUAUUGUUCCUUUUAUUUUCUGUACAAGACUCCUGGCCUCUUCCCCCCCCCCUUUACUGUCACAUUGUUGAGUUCAGCAUGUGUCUACCAUUUCAUUUGUACACUCGUUCAAAACAACGUUUGUUCCAGUUAUAAAAAUAAUAAA